This is a messenger RNA of Molossus molossus (Pallas's mastiff bat), 2884 nucleotides long. It is a transcript of the gene SNX16, whose product is annotated as sorting nexin 16. Gene Ontology annotation, molecular function: phosphatidylinositol binding. The transcript is spliced from 8 exons. The coding region runs from base 196 to 1227 and encodes 343 amino acids. Gene Ontology annotation, cellular component: early endosome; extrinsic component of endosome membrane; late endosome. The record is from RefSeq and is a predicted model, not a curated record. Lineage: Eukaryota; Metazoa; Chordata; Mammalia; Chiroptera; Molossidae. Gene Ontology annotation, biological process: endosome to lysosome transport; early endosome to late endosome transport; protein targeting to lysosome.
CUCGUGGAGUGGGUGGAGACGGAGAGCCGCCGCGCAGGGGUCGGACCGAACCGUCACGGGACGCGGGCUCGAUCGGGACCGCGGACUGGGCUGAGAUAGCGAAUUCCCAGGAAGAAGAAAAUGGAUUGCACAUCAGUUGUUCUCUAAAUAUUUGGUCGCAGCAGUGUGCAGGUUUGUUGCAAAGCCCCAAAGAAAAUGGCAACUCCUUAUGUCCCAGUUCCCAUGCCCAUAGGGAGCUCGGCUUCUGGUUUUACGACCAACAGAAACCAAAGAAGUUCUUCUUUUGGGAGCAUCUCAACAAGCUCAAACUCUUCCAAAGGCCAUUUGGAAGACUCACAUGUGGGAAAUGUGAAACAGACAGAUGUACAUCAUCAAACGGGUAGCACUUCAUCAGUCUGCAGCAGCCCCCUUCUUAGGACUAAAUUUACAAAUGCAGAUUCCUGCAUUGAGUAUUCUACUAGACCGAGAGACAGUGAAGAAGAGAAUCCUGAAACAGAGAAUUUGGAAGAUAGGCCUUCCACACCUACGAUUCUGGGUUACGAGGUGAUGGAAGAAAGAGCUAAAUUUACUGUAUAUAAAAUACAAGUAAAGAAAAACCCAGAAGAAAGCUGGGUAGUUUUCAGAAGAUACACUGACUUCUCUAGGCUUAAUGAUAAAUUAAAAGAGAUGUUUCCAGGCUUUCGAUUAGCACUUCCACCAAAACGCUGGUUUAAAGAUAAUUACAAUGCCGACUUUUUAGAAGAUAGAAAAUUAGGAUUACAAGCAUUUCUUCAAAAUUUAGUAGCUCACAAGGACAUUGCUCACUGCCUGGCAGUGAGAGAGUUCCUGUGCCUGGACGACCCGCCGGGUCCGUUUGAUAGCCUGGAGGAGAGCAGGGCUUUCUGCGAAACGUUGGAGGACACCAACUACCGUUUUCAGAAAGAAUUACUUGAAAAACAAAAAGAGGUGGAUUCGCUGAGGAAACUGCUCAGUGAGAAGCAACUUCGCAUAGACACGCUCGAGAGCAGGAUCAGAGCGCUGUGCUCGCACCCCGAGGAGGCGCUGCGCCUGUCCGAGCCAGGAGGUGAGCCCGCCCCGCAGGUGGAGGCCCCUGUGCCGGGGGCUGAUCCGGAAGUCCUGGACGACGAGUCCAGAGCUAGCGACAGGCCCUGCUGCAGGCUCCCGGAGCCCCAGAGCCCCGCGUCGGACAUCGAGGUGGCAGAAGUCGCGUACGACGCCGAGGACUGACCUGCGGGCCCUCCCUUCCGACACUGCAACUCUGCGACCGAACACCAGUGCUGAGGGAGACACUGCCGGUCGCGGGACUGCGUGGACGCACGUGUGUGGCGUUGGCAUGGGAGCCGCUCCGAGCUACUGGGACAGGAGCGUGUUCACUGCGCUCUGAGCAGUGUCUGUCGUCCCGCCCUUGGGUUCAUGCACUAAAGAAUCUAGUUAGAUCUGUAAUCAGCACCCACAUUCUUAAAUACUGGGCAUGAAUUAUUUUGGUGUUUUGCCAAUAUAUUGCUCCGAACCACUGUGUUUAAAUUACGUUAUAUUAGUCAAACGCAAUGCAUUGCAUGUUGCUCUCUGGCUGAUGCGUCCUUCUUUGUGUCUUUGAUAUGAUACAAUUUCACUAACCGUUUAAACCAGUGGUAAAGGACUGAGGUUUAAAUGUUGACAUGUUUACCAUCUCUACAUAGAAAUUGCUUAUUUAGAAUGUUACUAUUUAAAAGUACAACACUCCUAGUACCAAAGGAAAACUGUGUGAAAGAGCUGUAAUUAUAUAGCUAAUGUGAUGAAAUAGCCUUGGUUUUAAAAGCUGAUUCAUUAACAUCACAAGCCUAGAGUAGUUCCCGUUCACUGUUACACUUGUUUCCUUUCCACGUGGUCUUUAUCUCCAUUCUCUCCCUGCAGAAUCAGUGAGCUGCCUCUGUCAGAACACUACCUCUUUGUGCUAACCAAGGCAUACUCUUGAAAAUAUAUUAUAGAGUCUAAGUAAAUAGGGAGUUAUACAAAAAAUAAAGAUAAAAAGCCAUAUCUAUCACAAAGGCCCUCACUGUGUUGGCUCCUGGCAUUGCAUUUUUAUUCCUGUACAUGUAAAUAUGUUACUAUCAUCUAUUCUUAGCCGAUUUUCUUUUUAAUAUAUUUAGCCAAGCCAUGCACUUUAUGUGAUUAACUCCUUUGUGCCAAGUCGAGUGGUACGUUUGUCCAUGAGAGGAGGGAGGCGCUCCUCCGCUCUGUGCCCCGGCCUCCUCGGAUCCAUGCCCUCCCUCCGCGCGACUGGCGCUCACCGUGCUGCUGGGCGUCGUGUUCGCUGGUGUCGUGGCCCCGCCUCUGGUACAUCGCACCUCGUCUACUUCUGAAAACAGAGGAGCUGGCGGGAGGAGGAGUGACAAGGUCCAUCGUUUCUUCACCAAGAAACACACCCACGCGCGUCAGGGUGUUGGCUGCACUAGGCGUGGGGUUACAGUUCUCCCGUGGGCUGACAGGCCCAGCGUGGCUCUUAGCCCGUGGCCUACAGAGCAGACUGUACCAGAGACCAGACAUCUUAGACGUGUGUCGGGUACCACGGGACGCGGUGUCUGUUCUCCCGGGUGCACCCGGAGUGCUCGCUCUCCUGGGACAGAGCGCAGCACCUGGUCAUGGUGCCUCCCAAAUGUUUUCCAGGGUUAAGGAAGGUUUAGAAAGAACAAUCAUUUAAACUAAUUGAUACAAUUUUUAGUCUAAUGAAACGUGAUUAUCUGUACUGCAUUCCAUAUGUUAGAGCCCUGCGUGUCCGUCCCAAAGUGAGCCACGCGCAGCCCCACCUCCAGAGGAGUGUGGUCCCGUCGGGCGGGCGAGGAGCUGUUGGCGCGCCAGCCUCAGUCGCCUGUGUUCAGGGUCUACCUGUACUUUCUGAUGUAUU